Messenger RNA from Alnus glutinosa, 697 nucleotides. RefSeq names its product upstream activation factor subunit UAF30. The coding region runs from base 154 to 456 and encodes 100 amino acids. Lineage: Eukaryota; Viridiplantae; Streptophyta; Magnoliopsida; Fagales; Betulaceae. The transcript is spliced from 3 exons. The record is from RefSeq and is a predicted model, not a curated record. Gene Ontology annotation, cellular component: nucleus.
GCCCAAUUAAGACCAAAUUUCCUAAACUAUUGAAGUCUGCUUUUCCUUCCUUCCAUGUCGAAGUGUAAGAACUCCAGCUCCACAAACUGCAACUAUUAACCUCACCUGCGGUCGAGGUUUCUCUCUAUUUAGGUCGAAAAUAGAGCGAUAACAAUGCUGCCGCAGCGCAUGAAGAAGGCCAUUACAGAUAACCCAAAGAAGCUUGCCAACUUGAUUGACCUUGUAAAUCUUCCUUCAACACUCAGAGAGUUUGUGGGUCAGUCUCAGAUUUCUCGUCUAGGCUGUUUUAUGCGGGUCUGGUCCUACAUCAAAACCAAUAAUCUGCAGGAUCCAAACGACAAAAAUGUGGUCAAUUGUGAUGAAAAUCUGAGGAGAAUUCUGAUGGGCAAGCCUCAGGUUGAGCUAGCCGAACUUCCUGCAUUGAUCAAAUUGCAUUUUCCCAAAGAGCCAAAGUAAGUUGAGCAAUUGAGGUUAAGGCGCCUAUGUUCCUUCUUCACCGAAUAUAUUUCCUUGCUCAAGGAUUUUUUUAUUUUUUUAUUUAUUUUUUUUUAGUUUUUAGCUGCUCCAUGUUGUACCAAAUUCAUUUUUGAGUAUUUGGACAUUUGACUUUGCGGCUGGCUUUGAACUAGCUUUUAUCUUAGUUAUUCAUCUGCAGAAUUAAACUGAUAAUUUUAGUUGUUAUUGUUGUAUUUGUUUA